AUGUGGACAAACAUUCUAAUUCCAACGAUAUAUACGUUGGUCGCGCUACCAGCCGUUGUACUGAAUACCAUCGUAAUGUACGUCUUACUAACUGGUCAAUUCAUUCAGCGAAAAAAGUUCCAAGGAGUCUUCGUCAUUAGUAUAUCAGAGUUGUUAGCGGAUACGGUAUUCUUGCUUACGUUCCUUAUAGGUGGAGUACCACUGUUCUAUGCGCAGGCUAUGGUUAUAUCGACAUCGCUCGACAGAAUACUCGCUUAUAUAGCUGGUAUCGCAUGGCUUGUUUCAUGCUUAACCAAGGCUUCAAUGGCGUUGAACCGGUUUAGUUCAUAUCAUUCCCGGUUCAUUUUUCUUAUGAAACAAUAG
Messenger RNA from Anisakis simplex (herring worm), 363 nucleotides. Lineage: Eukaryota; Metazoa; Nematoda; Chromadorea; Rhabditida; Anisakidae. The record is from the annotation of a GenBank genome assembly.